This is a messenger RNA of Chilo suppressalis (striped riceborer), 838 nucleotides long. Lineage: Eukaryota; Metazoa; Arthropoda; Insecta; Lepidoptera; Crambidae. The record is from the annotation of a GenBank genome assembly.
UCCUGCAGGUGACUUCGCGGAGUUCCACCGGUCGUACCCAGAGUGGUGCAGCGAAGCGGGCGCGCAGCAUGUACCACAUCUACCCCUCAUGGGGCUACGGUCGCUCCGCAUUUCUGGUUCGGGGUGCGAGGAGGCGCUGUCGUCGGGUUCUUCCUCGGAGUGCGACGAAUCGCACGCGCACGUGCCACAGGAGUUCCCCAUAGAGAUCCUGCCCAACCUCUACCUCGGUAACUCCACCAACAGCGAGGACUGCGACGCGCUCGCCAGGCAUAAUAUAAAGUACGUGUUAAACGUGACGCCCGACCUCCCGAAUACGUUCGAGGCGGAGGGCUGCGGCAUAAACUACCUGAAGAUACCCAUCGCCGACCACUGGAGUCAGAACCUGGCUGUCCACUUCCCCCAGGCCAUACGGUUUAUAGAGGAGGCGAUGUCGGCUCGUUGCGGCGUGCUAGUACACUGCGUGGCAGGAGUGUCUCGUUCUGUGACGGUGACGCUGGCCUACCUCAUGCAGCGACACCGGCUUAGUUUACGGGACGCGUUCGAACUGGUCCGCUCCAGGAAGACUGACAUCGCGCCCAACUUCCACUUCAUGAGGCAACUGCACUCCUUCGAGAGGGACCUGGGACUGCACGACCACUCCGCCAGCCUGAGUAAGGUGCUGGAGGAGCUGGGCGUGCGUGAGAUGCGAGCGCCCGACUCGGGCGUGGGCGCGGACAGUGCGCGGGCCCCGGCCCGGGGACAUCCCGGGGCCCCAGGGGUAGUGGCGGGGAUAGGGGCAUCCCCCGACUCCGGCAUCGAGUUCGACCGCUGGAGCGCCGCGCGAGACACGCCCCAAUGA